This is a messenger RNA of Sus scrofa (pig), 678 nucleotides long. It is a transcript of the gene COX6B2, whose product is annotated as cytochrome c oxidase subunit 6B2. Gene Ontology annotation, cellular component: respiratory chain complex IV; mitochondrion. Lineage: Eukaryota; Metazoa; Chordata; Mammalia; Artiodactyla; Suidae. The record is from RefSeq and is a predicted model, not a curated record.
CGCAGAGAUUAAAAGUGAGUCUGAGAUUCGGCCGCAGCUGCGCCUGGGUGCCUGUGUGUGCGCGCGCGCCGACCCCGAGAGGGGUCUUGGGCUGGAGGCGGGGUGGCGGGUAGGGGGCACGCCGACUCCGCCUCGCGUCCUAGAACAUUCCCUGCAGCGCAGCUGCCCCAUUGGCUGGGGUCCCGAGAGUCAGAAGCGAGGGGCACCCUGGGCGGAACCACAAGCACAGCUGAACCAGUGACCUGCUGAUAUCGGCCUGCCCUUCCAGCAGGAGACGCCGCCUUCGUGGAUGUUGGGUAUUGAUUUCCAGAAGUCCUCCAAAGGGAAAUGGCCAACGCCACCAUUCGACCCGCGCUUCCCCAACCAGAAUCAGACCCGUAACUGCUACCAGAACUUCCUGGACUACCAUCGCUGCGUCAAGAGCAUGAACCUCCGCGGGAAGAGUACACAGCCCUGCGAGUAUUAUUUCCGCGUGUUCCACUCGCUGUGCCCCAUAAGCUGGGUGCAGCGCUGGAACCAGCAGAUCAUGGACGGGACUUUCGCUGGCAAAAUCUGACGGCCCGAGCGCGGCUCUCCGAGAGAUCAGUCCCAGUGACUGCCCCCAAAGGGGCCCCGCCACCCCAAACCCCCUCCCGUCCAUCUCUAAGCCAUAAAUAAAGCUGUGUUAUUGUUGAUGUU